Molecule: messenger RNA, 857 nt
Organism: Anthonomus grandis grandis
Lineage: Eukaryota; Metazoa; Arthropoda; Insecta; Coleoptera; Curculionidae
Product: trypsin 5G1-like
Exons: 6
Coding region: 30-806 (258 amino acids)
Biological process (GO): proteolysis
Molecular function (GO): serine-type endopeptidase activity
Source: RefSeq, a predicted model, not a curated record
UAAUUUUUUUAGUAUUUAGUUUGGUAAUCAUGUAUUUUCAUGGCACAUUCAUUAAUUACUUGCUUAUUAACGUUUUAAUUUUGAGUGCAAAAGGUCUUUCCAAACUACAAGUGGUUGGGGGUAGAAAUGCCACAGAUAAAGAAUUUCCUUACACGGUCUCGUUAAGGGGCGAAAACCAACUGCACUACUGUGGAGGCUCCAUCAUAAGCCAAAAAUGGAUACUUACUGCUGGACAUUGCACACAAUUUGCUCAGUAUGUGCAUUACGGUACAGUCUGGCUUAACGAUGGCGAGUCACUAAACACCAUUAAAGUCAAAAAUCAGAUAUUGCACCCAUCGUUUUAUUCAGAUCUUAUACCGUAUUACGAUUUAGGUCUUUUGGAGUUGGUUGAACCUUUAUCCUUUAAUGAUCUUGUGCAACCUGUAAGCCUACCAACCAAAAAUCAACCAAUCCCUUUUAAUCAGUCAGGAAUUUUAACCGGUUGGGGCUUCCUAGCAAACGAAAAAUCAACAGACAUUUUACAAGAAGUUGACCUAAUACUUUUUGACGAUCACUACUGUGAUUUCCAGCUCAACGUCAACAUAAAUAACUCAUAUUUCGAUAGUGAAUUCAAUUUUUGUGCAGGUGAUUGGGAAAACACAAAGGGACAAUGCACUAUGGACUCUGGUGGUCCGCUGACUAUAAAUGGGACCCAAUGGGGUGUAGUGUCUUGGUCCUAUAAGCCUUGCGCCGUUCUUCCUGGCGUGUUUACCAGACUUGGCAAUCCGGAGUUUCGUGAAUGGAUCAGAAAUGUUACAGGAAUAUAAUUUAAUAUUUUUGUAGCUAUAUUAAAAUAAAUAAUAAAUAUUUUUAACCGA